GGAGCGGCGGGGCCGGCGCUCCCCGCCGGGGCUCCCCAUGUGGCUGCAGCAGCGCCUCAAGGGGCUGCCGGGGCUGCUGUCCAGCAGCUGGGCGCGGCGCCUGCUGCUGCUGGUGGUGGUGCUGCUGGUCGCCUACUGGUACCUGCUGGCGGGGCGGGCGCGGGGCUCGGGGCGCGGGGCCGAGCCGAGCGGGGCGGCCGCGCUGUGCCUGCAGGCGGCCGCGGGCGCCUGGCGGGCGCAGACCCAGCGCGGGGAUGCGCUGCCGCUGCCCGAGGACGCGCUGGAUGUGACCGCGGGGCGGCUGUGGGUGAGGCCGGCGGGGGCCCCGGCGGGCCCCGCGCUCGCCACCGAGUACCCGGCGCUGGUGCGGCUGCGGGCGCUGGGCGGGCGCGGCGAGGCGCGGGCGGCGCUGGCGGCGCUGCGGGACGGGGCGGUGCGGGCGGUGCGGUGCGUUCACACCGGGCCCGGCGCGGGGCCCGGGGACUGCGUGACGGUGCGGGAGGACGUGGUGGUCCACCGGGGCCGCCCGCACCUCUACCUGCAGCGCCUCCGCAUCGCCAACCCCACGGACAGAGUGGUCGCCUUUGAGGCCUCCUCGCCCCCGGCGCCCGGCGGGCGGUUCUCCAGCAGCCUGGAGAAGGCGGGGGAGCGGCAGUUCGUGCUCUCCUCGGGCCGCCUGGCGCUGCCCGGCGGCAACAAGGCGGUGCUGGUGGUGGUGGCGGCCCAGAAGCUCGUGAGCCGCCUGCAGGUCGCGCCCAAGUCGCACUUCGACGAGACGGUGCUGUCGGUGGUGCACACCUCGGAGCCCACCGAGCCCGCCCGGCUGGAGGAGACCCUCGGCAGGCUGAGGGAGGCGGCCAGGAAAGAGAUGAUGGAGGUGAUGCAGAUGGGGGUGGAAGAUCUUUUCCAGGAGCACCAGCAGACCUGGUCUGACCUGUUCAUUUCAGGGAUUGAAAUGAGGAAGAUCACGGAUGCUCACACCCCAUCCAGUGAGACUGUCAACAUGACCCUGUACUACGUGCUGUCCACCAUGCCAGCCCCCCUGCUGGACCCCCUGAUCAGUGCUGAGGACAGGGAGAGGAUGGAGGGCAGCCUGAACUAUGCUGACCACUGCUUCAGCGGCCACGCCACCAUGCACGCCCAGAACCUGUGGCCAGCCAGGCUCACCAGCAUCCCCCAGAUCCUGCAGCUCUCAGACCUGUGGAAGCUGACCCUCCAGAAACGGGGCUGCAAGGGCCUGGUGGCAGCUGGAGUGCACGGGCUCAUGCAGGGCAUGGUGCUGAGCUUUGGGGGGCUGCAGUUCACAGAGAACCAUCUCCAGUUCCAGGCUGACCCUGAUGUGCUUCACAACAGCUACUCCUUACGUGGGAUCCAUUACAACAAGGACUUGAUCAACCUGGCUGUGUUGCUGGAUGCCGAAGGGAAGCCCUUCCUGCACGUGUCAGUGAAGCUGCAGGAGAAGCCAGUGAGGCUGUAUGCCUGUGAGGCAGGCUGCAUGAACGAGCCCGUGGAGCUCACCUCGGAGGCACGGGGUCACACCUUCCCCGUCAUGGUCACCCAGCCCAUCACACCCCUGCUUUAUAUAUCCACAGACCUGGUCCACCUGCAGGACCUGAGACACACACUCCACCUAAAAGCUAUCCUGGCUCAUGAGGAGCACAUGGCCAAGCAAUACCCGGGCUUGCCCUUCCUGUUCUGGUUCAGUGUGGCCUCCUUAAUCACUUUGUUUCACUUGUUUCUGUUCAAACUCAUCUACAACGAAUAUUGUGGGCCUGGAGCCAAGCCACUCUUCAGGAGUAAGGUGACUGUCCCUGACUCUGCUCACUGAACUGCCCAGAAGCGUCACAGCCACAGCCCAGGGCUGAGCCAACACCCCGGCCCGGACACUGCAGAGCCCUGAGCCACAGCAAACUCUGCUGCCUCGUCUUGGGUGGACCUACUGAACAGAAAGGUGAUGCAGAACUUGAUUCCAGAACCAGGGCAGAAGUGGGAGCCAGCUGAAGCUCAGAACCUCUGUGGCAGUGAGAUGGAUGGUGUUGGAAUAACUCCCUGUUCCAUGAGCUGAAUGGGAACAUCCCCGUGUCCAAGUGAACUUAGUCCUGCUUUCAGCCUCUGUUUGCACAAGACAUCUGACAAUUUUGCAGCUGAGAACAAGGACCUUUUGAAAGCAACAAUCUUUUUGUGCCUUGCUAUGACAGGAAUCUGAGACUUGGAAGGUGUGGUGAUUGAAGAGUUUAUGCCAGAAGUUCAUGUAACAGAUGUUUCCUUUUCCUUGUAAGCUGUUCAGUUCCCUAAGAGUAAUCCAUUUGGUCAACAUACUUGAAGAUAUACUAAGUUCUUUGAUAUUUUGAUUUGUUUUUUGGUUUUUUUUUUUAAUUCUACAGGAGAAUAAUGAUUCCCUUCAGAGAGUUAACUAGAAAACCUUAGUGUAACUUCCUUUCUGGUAUAGAUUUUUUAAUUUAUUGCUUGGGGGGUGGGGGAGGAUGUUGAUAAUUUUGCCUCCACUUCAGUAACAGUCAAUUGAUCUGUAGAUAUCUAAGUGCUGGUAACAGGUUUUUCAGCCUUUAUGACUGUAGUGCAAAAUCAAUUUGCUGAAAUUGUUUUCUGGAUUUACACUUGGAAAUGCUGAUCUGCAGGUUUCCUACUCUAAGCCUACUGAGACUUUAUGCAUUGAUUUGUUUUGGCUAUGGGGAGGGGAAGACAUCCCACUUUCUGGUGAUUUAAAGGUUGUUUGGUUUUAAAAUACCAAAGCUGUUGUUUCUAAAUAAAUAUCUUUCAGUCUAAUCUGA
This is a messenger RNA of Neopelma chrysocephalum (saffron-crested tyrant-manakin), 2789 nucleotides long. Its product is annotated as KIAA2013 ortholog. NCBI's taxonomy places the organism in Eukaryota, Metazoa, Chordata, Aves, Passeriformes, Pipridae. The record is from RefSeq and is a predicted model, not a curated record. The coding region runs from base 38 to 1828 and encodes 596 amino acids. The transcript is spliced from 4 exons.